GUCACAAUGACUCAGGAGCGGCUCAACAGGUAAUCCUCGUCUGGCGCCGAACCCUUCCGAACGCUGACCUUUAACCUCCCGGGUCUGGUUCCGAAGCGUCACGACACAGAGCGUAGACACGGACUGACAGCUCGGCCCAACCCGACUCGCACGAGGAAGUUCCCAACAUGUCGUCCAACAAGAGACAGAAGACAGACGGAGCCAACAGCGCUGCUGACAAGGACAUCACGUCUGCCAUGGCUGACUACCGCAAACCCGACGCCAAAACUCUCCAAACUCUGAAGGACGCCGCAAACCGGCUCCGCAUAGACAGCAUCAAGGCUACCAGCGCCUCAAAAUCAGGCCACCCUACAUCAUGCUGCAGUGCAGCAGACAUCAUCUCUGUCCUGUUCUACAACACCAUGAGGUACACCCUGUCCGAGCCUCGCCACCCCUCCAGCGAUCGGUUCGUGCUGUCCAAGGGCCAUGCUGCCCCAGUGCUGUACGCUGCCUGGGCCCAGGCCGGUCUAUUCCCCAGGGAGGACCUGCUCAACCUGAGGAAGAUCGACAGUGACUUGGAGGGACACCCCACUCCGAGACUGAACUUCAUCGACGUUGGUACCGGGUCCCUGGGCCAGGGCCUGAGUGUGGCCUGUGGGAUGGCUUACACCGGCAAGUACUGGGACAAGGCGAGUUACCGUGUGUACUGCAUGCUGGGUGACGGUGAGUCGGCCGAGGGCUCCGUGUGGGAGGCCAUGGCGUGGGGCAGCCACUACAACCUGGACAAUCUGGUGGCCAUCUUCGACGUGAACCGUCUGGGACAGAGCGAGCCCACCGCGCUGCAGCACGAGAUGGACACGUACCGCAAGAGGGCGGAGGCAUUCGGCUGGAACACGUAUGUGGUUGACGGCCAUGACGUAGAGGCUCUGUGUAAGGUUCUGCACGAGGCGUCCUCUGUCAAGGGCAAACCCAGCUGUAUCAUCGCCAAGACCUACAAGGGCAAGGGCAUCCCUGGUGUGGAGGAUGAAGAGAACUUCCACGGGAAGCCCAUGGGUGACAAGACGGACGGCGCCAUCAAGGCAAUUGAGGGUCUCAUUGUGGGGGAGAACAACGUGGGUCCGCAGCCCAUGACAGACGACGCGCCGAAGGUCGACCUCUCCAACAUCAAGAUGACCCAGCCUCCCAGCUACAGUCUGGGGGAUAAGGUUGCCACACGUGCUGCUUACGGCACCGGCCUAGCAAAACUCGGCCAGGCCAGCGAUCGCGUCGUGGCCUUCGACGCCGACGUGAAGAACUCCACCUUCUCUGAGAAGCUGAAGAAGGCGAAACCAGAGCAGUUCGUGGAGUGUUUCAUUGCCGAGCAGAACAUGGUGGGCGUUGGAAUCGGCGCUGCCACGCGGGACCGUGCUGUGGUGUUCUGCAGCACCUUCGCGUGCUUCCUGUCCCGAGCAUACGACCAGAUCCGCAUGGCUGCCAUCUCGCAGAGCAACGUCAACCUGUCGGGGUCACAUGUCGGUGUGUCCAUCGGGGAGGACGGCCCCUCCCAGAUGGCGUUGGAGGACCUCGCCAUGUUCCGUGCCAUCCCCGGGGCGACGGUGUUCUAUCCCAGCGACGCCGUGUCGUGCGAGCGCGCCUGUGAACUGGCCGCCAACACCAAGGGGAUCUGUUACAUCCGCACCAGCCGUCCCGCCACGCCCGUCAUCUACGGCAGCGACGAGGUGUUCGAGGCCGGCAAGGCGAAGGUUGUCCGUAAGAGCGACAGUGAUCAGGUGACCAUCGUGGGCGCCGCCGUGACCCUGGUGGAAGCGACGAAAGCAGCGGAUGAACUCGCGAAGGAUGGCAUCAACGUGCGCAUCAUCGACCCGUUCACCAUCAAGCCGCUGGAUGUGGACACCCUGCGAGCGAGUGCUGAGGCGACCGGCGGGAGGGUCCUCACGGUGGAGGAUCACUACCCUGAAGGAGGUAUUGGUGAAGCUGUGAGUGCCGGCCUGUCCGAGUUCCCCAACAUCACGGUGAAGAAGCUGGCCGUGAGGGAGGUUCCCCGCAGCGGACCUUCCGCGGUGCUGCUUGAGAAGUUCGGCAUCUCCGCUGGCUGCAUCAAGAAGGCAGUCCAGGAGAUGCUGUGAGGACACAUCCUCCUUUAAGACGUGAACUCACUGCUAAGACGUUAAGGUAGGCCAGGGGUAAACUUUCUCCCAACACAAGGAAAUUCACUGUCUUAUAGUAAUCAUCUUGGAGACAUUUGGAAUGUAUUUCUCCCAAUUUCUCACUAACCAUUGAAUUCUGUACAAAAGAUGCUAGUUAAAAGUCAGGUUUCCAAAUUAAGCCUAUUCAAGGUUUAGACUGUGCAUGCAUACCGAGAUGCAUUGUGGGUAACGUGUCAAAGGUUAAGGCCCCUACCUUGUAAACAGUUCUUGUCACAACUAUGCUUGAUACAUUGUCCAGAUGUGUUUUGUUUAUGUUUCAGGGGCCUUCAUCUUUUUGACAUAUUGACCACAAUGUAUCUUGCAUUGCAUGCACAGUUAAAUCAUUGAACAUGGCUUAUCGACAACAAAGUAUAUAGGUCGAGUCACAAUAACCCUUUUCUUAAUUCUGUGUAGCAUAUAAUGUUUCAGGUGGAGGUUUAAAACUUAAACAGCUUAGGGUCAGACAGGAAUGGGGUGUAGGAAAGUGUGAAAAAGAUCUGUACUGGCAGAGAGACUGAAAAAAUUGGUAUGCAAAUACUGAGAAUCACAAAAACGACAAGGUUUGCCACAAAGUUCGCAAUUUGUACCUUCCAUGCAAUCCUUUCUUUUCUGCCCUUUAUUGCAUUUGGGUGGCGCAAAAAAAACCUCGUAUGUCGGAUCUUCCUAUUACCAUCAGAAGUCAUGAAAUGAUUGAAAUGAUUAUGAAAGAUUGGCAAAGUCAGUGACUUUAUAAUGAUCGUCAACAAAGUGUUAUUUGAAAUUAAACAACUGAUUAUACGUUAGAGAAUUUGUCAGUCAUGGCUCACAGAGCUUUAGGAUCAGAGUAAACUAUCUGGACAUGUGGUAGGAAGGAUUCUAGAGAUAGAAGAGAGUUGGACAUUUUGUAGGUACAUGCACCAGUGCUAGCAAAAAAUGAUAUCCUCAAAUAAAUGAAUACAGUAUGCAACUCUA
This is a messenger RNA of Branchiostoma floridae (Florida lancelet), 3116 nucleotides long. Its product is annotated as transketolase-like protein 2. NCBI's taxonomy places the organism in Eukaryota, Metazoa, Chordata, Leptocardii, Amphioxiformes, Branchiostomatidae. The record is from RefSeq and is a predicted model, not a curated record. The coding region runs from base 168 to 2105 and encodes 645 amino acids. The transcript has 15 exons. Gene Ontology annotation, molecular function: transketolase activity; thiamine pyrophosphate binding.